GCUGCAGAGAGAGAGAGAGAGAGAGAGAGAGAGAGAGAGAGACUGACUCUCUUUUUCUUUGCAAUUCCAACCUCUGUUCUUCACUCGUUUUCUGAUUUUCACCCGGAACACAGGCUGGAGCCAAAUGGAUUUUCCUGGAAAUUCAUGUACAUCCUUGGUGUUAAGAGUUUGGAUUUAUAGAAGAAAUGAAGUAACAAGACAACACUGAUUAAUGCUUUUUCCAGCAUUUAAAGGAUUACCUUUCCUAACAUAGGGGUCCAGUGGUCGUUAGGCUGUAAGUGUUUGAUCCAAACUGAGUAAAAACACAUUCCUCACCUGAUUUAAACCUCCUGUUCUAUACAUGUUUUGGCCGACAAUUUAAGACACACUGGCCCAGAAUUUUCAAUGAUGUGACUGGAUCCAGAGGUGACCGUCUCACCUACCAUGAUGGAAUCUGGUCUGUCACCUUCCACAGACCCUCUCCACCAUAACACCAACAGCUAUGUCAAUAACAGCAACAACAGCUGGAGAGGUCAACUCGAGGGUGAUUCACUGAGGAGCAAUCACAUCCUGACCCUCCAUGACCGCUUCCACAACGCCAUGCUGGGGGUCUUUCUGGGACUUCUUUCUCUCCUCACAGUCAUAAUGAACCUGCUUGUUCUCUACGCCGUGAAGAAAGAGAAGAGCCUCCACACCGUCGGGAACCUCUACAUUGUCAGCCUGUCUGUGGCGGAUCUCAUUGUGGGGACCACAGUUAUGCCUCUAAAUUUGGUGUAUUUGUUGGAAGAUGAAUGGAAGCUGGGACGGGCUGUCUGUCAAUUUUGGCUCAUUAUGGACUAUGUGGCUAGCACAGCCUCAAUUUUCAGCUUGUUUAUCCUGUGUUUGGAUCGGUACCGCUCUGUCAGACAGCCACUUAAGUACCUGAAAUAUCGAACACGGGGAAAAGCCAGCAUGAUGAUUUGUGGAGCCUGGCUGCUGUCGAUGAUGUGGAUUAUUCCAAUUUUGGGAUGGAGGUCUUUCACUCAUGUAGACCUUAAACCUGAAGAGGAGAACAAGUGUGACACGGAUUUUCGCUUUGUCACGUGGUUUAAGAUUAUUACUGCCGUCUUCAACUUCUAUGUACCCUCAAUUCUGAUGCUGUGGUUUUACACGCACAUCUACAUGGCAGUAAGGCAACAUCUCAGGGACAGAGAGAGAAUCAUUCAUCCAACCGAUUCAUUUGGGGAAAAUGAGAAUGGACAAAAUGCUCAAACGCCUGUGAAAAGUGACUCCAAAUCACCCAAGAGGGAAUGUGUGGUUGAAAUGAAACUCUCUAAAAAACAACGCUUGUUGGACCAGAACACUCUAGAUCAGACAUAUUCCCUCGAGGAUGCUGAUAAAACUAAAAGUGCUUCAUCCAGAUCUCACAGAAAAAUUGGUGUAAAGUGCCAGCAGACAUCAUUUCUUGCCAUGACAACAAAACAACUCAGAAUGGCACAAAAGUUCAAAAGGUGCUCCUCUUUGUAUCCUGAUGAGAAGCAGUCAGACACUGAGAUGCCCCUAAGUCGACCAUCGGUGCCACAGGACGUAAUUUGCCCAGAGGGGAAUAAUGAGAACAAAUUUCAAGCGUCUUUAAAUGAAUGUCAUGUCACAGUGCCAAACUCAGUGAGUGGUGUCUGUGAUAUAAAUCAGGUUUCAGACGUGCAGCGAUACACCUCUGUACUCUACAACAACUACGAUCCCAGUCAUGCUCUGCCCUGGACUGAGGAAGGGGUUGAAGAUGACAAAUUGGACUCAGCUAAUGCAGUGACCCUGAGACAGACGUGGCAAAAGUUUAUUGACCAAUCACGUCAGCGUAUCCAAAGCCUGAGGAUCCAUAAAGAGCACAAGGCAGCCAAGCAGUUGGGCUUCAUAAUUGCUGUUUUCUUGUUGUGUUGGAUACCGUACUUCAUAGCUUUCAUGGUCAUGGCGUUCUGCAAAGAGUGUGUGCACCAUGACCUUCACAUGUUCACCAUAUGGCUAGGUUACAUCAACUCCACUCUCAAUCCUUUUAUAUACCCGCUUUGCAAUGGGAACUUUAAACGAGUCUUCAAAAAUAUUCUGAACAUUCGUUUGUGACAGAUAGUGACAGGCAGAGCAAAGAAGCAGAACAAAAUCAUAGGUGUCUAAAUGCUGCUGAUAUUCACAGAUUGCAUCAAUUAAAUGUCUGAAACACCCUUGCAUGGGUGAGCAUUUUAAGUGUAGAUAAAACUGUAAAAGUACGUUGAGCGUCAGUUAUUUCUGUUUGUUCUAGAUUUUAUUUUUGUAACUUACUGCCCGAUUCAGACUCAUGGAAACAGCUGAGGAUAAUGUCUGAAUUUGAAGCUAGAGUGCAGAACUGUUGUCUCCCCCUUCUGGAGAGUAGUUACACAAACACUGUUGACGCAUGCUUACAAUGUAUGCCUACAGUGAGCUCGCCACAGGCUCGUGUUGAAAAUGUAAUAGCUACAUAGUGUACUCCAAAUAUUUUACCAAUUGAUCAUUGAGAGCAGUAACGUGAAUGUGAUCUGUAUCUGCCCCCAGUCCCUUCUCUCAGCGCUAUCCAACAAGGAAAAGUUAAAGCUACACCAAUGGUUAUCCAUGUUUGUCCUCGCUGGCGAUCGCUGUCUUGUUUUGACUGUAAUCCUUCCUCUGAACGCUGAGUUUCUUUUUUAUCCUAGUUGCUGUAGCCUACUCUGUCGCUAUGGUUGCUCCAGAGCCAUGUAGAGAGAGAGUUGCAUGAAUUC
Siniperca chuatsi (mandarin fish) is the source of this 2723-nucleotide messenger RNA. It is a transcript of the gene hrh1, whose product is annotated as histamine receptor H1. Bases 424 to 2076 code for a protein of 550 amino acids. Gene Ontology annotation, biological process: adenylate cyclase-activating adrenergic receptor signaling pathway. The record is from RefSeq and is a predicted model, not a curated record. NCBI's taxonomy places the organism in Eukaryota, Metazoa, Chordata, Actinopteri, Centrarchiformes, Sinipercidae. Gene Ontology annotation, cellular component: plasma membrane. Gene Ontology annotation, molecular function: G protein-coupled acetylcholine receptor activity. The transcript is spliced from 2 exons.